Lytechinus variegatus (green sea urchin) is the source of this 2301-nucleotide messenger RNA. RefSeq lists its product as uncharacterized. Bases 277 to 1200 code for a protein of 307 amino acids. Gene Ontology annotation, molecular function: acetyltransferase activity. NCBI's taxonomy places the organism in Eukaryota, Metazoa, Echinodermata, Echinoidea, Temnopleuroida, Toxopneustidae. The transcript has 2 exons. The record is from RefSeq and is a predicted model, not a curated record.
GGCUGCACGUACAUGUAGUUUUAUUCGUUAAUCUAGCUCUAUAUGGUUAAUCUUCCCACUUCACAUACUUCGUACGUACGUAGGCCUCUGGAAUUUGGCUCACCCUUAAUUGUUGGAACGGAAUAUUGUGUUCUUAUUAUCUUAAAGAAACGAAUCAUCUCAUAAUAGGUAGGUUCUAUAACAGCGUUUGCGUUCCUCUGAAUAGUUCCAGCAAAAUUUCUCAAGAAAUACCAACCUCUGGCCCAGCUCGCACAGGAGAAUUGGAUGCCUUAGAGAAUGGCUGGAUCCACAGAUGAUACAUUGCUGACGUCCGAUGAGGCCUUUUACUUCGUCCAAGAUGUAUUGGGCAUGUCUUCGACCAAGCUGAAGGAAAAUCCACACGAGUUUCUCAAAGACCUCAUCAGAACAUAUUUGCAUCAUAUCCCGUUUUCGAACGUCCAAAAUAUGGCGACGCCUCAGCACUCAAGACACGUCCCUACAGUAUCCGAGAUCAAGAGAGAUAUCUUCACUAAACUUGGCGGAAUCUGCUACCAACACAAUGUUGCAUUUUAUCUUCUACUUAAAGCAUUGGGUUACGAUGUUUCCCUCAUCGCGUGCGACAUUCAACACCCCAGUGACCACGCGGCCGUCAUCGUCCAUAGUUUAACGAGUGAGGGAAGCAGACAUUACGUCGAUGUUGGUAACGGGAAUCCAUUGUUUAGCGUGGUUCCUUUCGACUUCGAGGACGAGUCGCCUCCAUAUCAUCACUCUUUCUUGCGUUUCAAGUUUUCCCGCCAGGGUGACAUCAUAUAUUGUUUGCAUCAGGUUGAAGGUCAUCCAGCCAAGCAGACGAUGGAAGCUAAUCGUAUCACCGAUGGCUGGUAUCGAUUUAUCACCAUGCAUUUCAAAGAAGGUGUGGCGAUAUCACACUUUAAACCCAGUAUGACGCCAAUUUAUGUCGGUUGUUCUGAUGCGCCGAAGAGUGUCUUCCUGACGAGUGUAAGAUGCAUGGCGUUUCCUAACGGUCGUUUCGUUUGUAUUAAAGACAAUACUUUCUUGAUCGAGAAUGAACCUGGGCAGAUAACCAAAUCUUACUUUAGGUCCCUUGAAGAGAUCAAAAAAGCAUUUGCUCAGUAUUUCCCUCAGGUCUCACAGGAAAUGUUGGAUGUUGCCUUCAAUGAUGAAUUCAUAACAUUAGACUACAAAAAGGGAAUUCUGUAAAUUACAUGUAAUUAAGAGAAUUACGUUAGAAGAAAUAAGGAGGGGUGGGGUGUUCACACCCUGCUUCCUUAGCCUUAUAUUAUAAUGUAAAACUGCGCUUUACAUUGGUCUCAUAAUGUUACUAUUCCGGCUGUAGCCGAGCUGCCACAUAGAUGCUCAAGCAUUCGAUGAAUUUCUUCCUACCGGGUACCAAUUUACCUCAUUUGGGUUGAGUGCAGCACAAUAUUGGUAAAUUUCUUCCAGAAUGAAUACACGGUCGUCAUGGUUUGGAAUCGAAUCCACGUCCCUCAGAUUGAAAGAGGAGUGUCGUAACCAUGCAGUAGACCACGGUGCCACCAUGGCUAUAUACGGGAAAAAAGUGUAUUUAUUUAUGACAAGGUAAUUGUCAAAAUUCUGGACCAGAUCUCCAAGUAAAUUAAUUUCGGCCCAUAUAAGUUAUUAAUAAUUGAUUUGAUAAAAGGUGUGUUUAAUCUUAACAAUCACACUUCUUUCUAAUCAUGGUAAAAUGUUUUUGCGCUUUCCGUACAACAGCAAGUGGUACAAAUACUUUAUAAAGUACGUGUAGUAAAUAUUGACAAAAUAUAUUUGAUUGUACAAAAAAAAAGAUAAUUUUUUUCAAGUGCGCGAGCGGAGAGAGGGUUCUAAGUAUACACAUAAACAUUUUGCUCAUUUCAUUUGAAUUUUAUUCAGUUUAAUUUGCACAUCUCUCAUAUUUAAAAGAAUUUAUACAUGGCACAUAAACUACAGUAACAAAGUAGAUUGGGAUUGAUAUAAGGAAUCUUGGGUCAAUAAUACUGAUGCUUUCAUUUCGAAUUUGACUUUACAAAAAUAUACCCAGUUAUUAUACCAAUAAUGUCUAUCUUCAAACUCACUAUUAGAUCAAGGUCAAUAAGCUAAAUUAUUAUGAUAGUAAAUCAUAAUUAAUCAUGGCCCCGUUGCAUAAAAGUUACCAUGAUGGUAGCUUUACCAUGUGGGUGGUAUAUUGCAUGGAAUCUUUUAUUUUGAUUAGCUGUUGAUGAUCGUUACCAUGCGCAUACAUUCGUAAUUCCGAAGCUUCGUUAUUCCGAAGGUUUGGUUAUUCCGAAGGUUCGUAUUUCCGAA